AUGGAAACGAAAGAAGACAACUCCGUAAAACAUAUCCUAAAGCAGCUAGACAGGUCGCAACAAAUAAUAGCUGAUCAUGCCUUAACGAUAUCAAAUCUCAAGGCACAAAUUGCCAAAUUGGAGUCGGAAGCCUUUGAAAAUGGAAAACAUCUAAAGGAGAUGAAGAAGCACAUUGCCAAGUUGGAGUCCAAAACCAAAAACCAAACCCCUCAGUCCUCGGAAGUGGUCAGGAGCACCGAUCUCAGCACUGGUUGGACAGUCAUUCAGUGUCGUCAGAGCGGACGAUACGAGAACUUGGCAGAUAGUUACAAGAACGCUCUGUGCGGCUUUGGCGAAAUCGAUGGCGACUAUUGGAUUGGUUUCGAGAAAUUGAGCUCUAUUAUGGCCUCGCACAGCCAUGUUUUGGGUAUUCAGCUCACCUAUUCCGAUGGAAGUAAGACCUAUUCGCAAUACGAUGACUUCAAGCUGGGCCGCGGAGGAGAUAGGUUCAGGAUUGAGUCCCUGGGUUAUUAUAUGGGAAACGAUCGGGAUUUUCUGCGUUACUAUAAGGAUCUUCCAUUGGAAGUGUCUCUUACAUGGGCAUGGUGGAAUGUUCCCAGUAAUAUGAGGUAA
Messenger RNA from Drosophila kikkawai, 612 nucleotides. The record is from RefSeq and is a predicted model, not a curated record. NCBI's taxonomy places the organism in Eukaryota, Metazoa, Arthropoda, Insecta, Diptera, Drosophilidae.